Molecule: messenger RNA, 3009 nt
Organism: Triplophysa rosa
Lineage: Eukaryota; Metazoa; Chordata; Actinopteri; Cypriniformes; Nemacheilidae
Product: serine protease FAM111A-like
Exons: 5
Coding region: 488-2332 (614 amino acids)
Source: RefSeq, a predicted model, not a curated record
CAAAUAUCUUUCUCUGUGUUAAUCAGAACAAAGAAAUGUAUACAGAUUUGGAACAACGUUUUUCCUCUUUUUCUUUUUUCUCGUACAACUGCUUCGAUACAAUGCAAUUCGUUAGAAAGCGCUAUAAAAAAUAAUAAAGCACGGAAGCACGGAAGAGCACGGAAGUUUUGACGCUCUGUUCAAGUUUAAUACAAGAGCUUUGAAAAGAAAGAGCAGCAAGUUGUAAAACAAAGCUAGCACUUGUGACGUUUAUAAUCUGAGAUCCGUCUGUCUGUCACACGUGUUCAUGUUGGCUGAGCUGUCUGGCACAUAUACACUUGGCGGGUGAUUGACGACCGGGGGUGCUGCUGUAAAAACGAUUGUGGGUGAAAAUUGAAACUUCCAGCGGAAAUAGGUGUAUUUUUGAUUUACGUGAACAGUGCGUGGACUGAAUAUACACAACCAGAAUCUGGAGACAUCAAAUCAAGAAGCUUUGCAAGAAUUAAACAUGAGCAAGGAAAAUGUCAGAGACAUUAAAGCUGAAGAGGUGGCACAAGGUUGCAGCACUGAUCAGUAUGCAGAAGGGGAAAUACGUGUGAUUCAGUUCCGUACAGGAUUCAAGAGGUUUAAGGUAGCAUGCAACACUUCCCAGAGACUACUUGAUGCACUCAAUGCAAACGAUGCAUUUAGGAGUUAUUCAGAGAGACACGUGAGCAAAGAAAUAAUAAUCCGGAGAGCAACGGGAAAAGUCCCUGGAGCUGCUGUGAAGUCAGAUUUUCCUUGCUGUCUUCUUGAAAGUGAUGAGAUUCUAGAUAUCAAUUUUAUCUGCAAAGAAGGAAACAUUGCUACAAGCCAAGAAACUGUAAAGUCUUCAUCUCUCCAUAAAUAUAAAACCUUUUAUAUCAGAACGAGAGGGAAGAUAAUGAAGAGAAUAAUGAGCAAUAACGAACUGGCGCUGAAUGUUGACUACGUGUGCGUAUAUGCACUCAAAGGAGCGACACUUAAAACGGCUCUUCGACGUGACGGGCGAUUCAGUGACGAAAUAUUCAACAAUACCUGUGAACUAAUGGAUAUUUUCAAAGAUGCAAGCUAUGACCUGUCCUUGCCUGUGGACUGUCUUUGUGAAGAUCAGUUUGAGAUAUAUGUACGAUGGUCAAAGCAAUCAACAUCAGACAUGCAGCAAAGUAGUGCUAACAAUGAAGUAGAGCAAAGUAUUGCUAGUAAUGAAGCUCCAGCUGAUCCUCCCACAACUGAGCUUAGCCAACAGCCCAGAAAUGAGAACCAAACAAAGCAAACGAAGAAAAGAAGAAAAACUGAAAAACCCACAGGUUCUCUAACUAAAGGGCGUGUGACUGAAAUUACCUGGAAAUCUGAAAAAUCUAUAUUUCCUUCUUCCAUUGAAGAAUUGCUACGUGAUCAUUGUAAACAGUUACUAGAGACACUAAAAGACAAGCCUGAGGUCCAACAGCUCUUCAAUGUUGAAUUUGGGAAAAGCAUUAAGAAUUUCAGUGAGGUGAGCCGGGUGAAGGAACUCGCAAAGAUUUCUGACGCUGUAUGUGUGAUUGUAGUUAAUAAGUCUGCCCUUGGAACUGGAUUCCUACUGUUUGACAGAUUUGUUCUUACUAAUGCACAUGUUGUUAAGGAACACCUCUUACAGGAAGAUUCUGUCCAUCGAAAUCUGGCGGUGACCCUUGAGGCUGCCUUCAAUUAUGAACAUCAAUUUUCAAAAGAGUUUGAAUUUCUACAAAUUAAGGAAGACCUUGCUCUAUACCUUCUAGAAACAGAUGACAAGAUGGUAGAUGGCAAACACCUUGACUAUGCUCUUCUUGAACUAAACAUUGAUCCUCCAAGCAAAUAUCCUCAAUUGCUUAGUUUUUACAAAGAUAAUCCUCCAAACAGUGACUUUAUCUACAUUGUGGGACAUCCAAACUGUGAGACCAAAAAAGUUGACGUCUGCUGCAUCAUUGACACUAAGAAUCAACUCCAGGCUAUAAACAAACACAAACAGGAGAAUCCUAUCUGUCCGUAUGUGUCAUGGCAAAUUUGGCCAUGUCUUCGUGAGAACCAGAUCACUUAUGACACUUGCUUCUUUCAUGGAGCUUCUGGUUCUCCGGUGUUUGAUGAACACUACUUUCUGAUCGGUGUCCACACUGGGGGCUUUGCUUACAAAGACAGUAAUAAUAAAACAAGGAGUGUUAUAGAAUAUUGCAUUUCCAUGAAGUCCAUCCGGGAAAGUAUCUUUGAAACGGGACCACCUGAUAUCACUGAAUUACUCCAUAAAUUUGAAGAAGCACAAAUUGAUAAAAAAAAACAGCGGGAACAGAAUGAGGAGCCUAUGCAAACAGAUAAUUAGAUGAAUCACUGUAAUCAGAUUCUUUCAGUAGGUACUUACACACAGACAAAAAUAAAAGUACCAAAUAAUCUUCCACACAUUGAUAACACUGGACCAAGAACUAAAACAAAACGGAACUGUAAAUACAAACAACCCAAACCCACUUAGAGUCCCAGAAGUCAUUGCGGCACAUCCAUCCAAGUUGGUUCUUCCGAGGCAGCCUCACAAGACCGGUCUCCACCAGAACACAAGUCCGUUCUUUUUGUUCUUUGAAUUGAGAAAAGGCUAAAGUCCAUCAGUAAAUCUUGAUUAAAACAUUGAGUUUUGUCACUGUUAUUAUGAAUUUUUAUUUUCAGAUUUCAGUAGAUGUAUUAUGUUACACAGUUAUUGAAUUAAGUUUAUAUUAGGAUGCAAAUGUAUUUGUUAUGUUCAAAUUUACUCAAUAUUUACGCAAACAUUUUUUUAUAUCACCUUUUAUAUAUACUUUCAAUUUCUUCUAUAUCAACAUUGUAGACAGACUUAUAACUUUAUUUCGUUUUUUGUAAACCGUUUAAAUCAUUGUAUUUUGCACUAUAAAUUGCAUAUUUGCUUCUGAAACAUUGUGGAUUGUCUCUGACCUUACUUCAGAUUGCUGUUAGAUUUGUUUCCAGGGAUCUCUUACAAUAAACAAAGCUUUGCCUCAUUACAAUCUGUCUGAA